Choloepus didactylus (southern two-toed sloth) is the source of this 945-nucleotide messenger RNA. RefSeq names its product olfactory receptor 481. Gene Ontology annotation, cellular component: membrane. Gene Ontology annotation, biological process: sensory perception of smell; G protein-coupled receptor signaling pathway. Gene Ontology annotation, molecular function: G protein-coupled receptor activity; olfactory receptor activity; odorant binding. Bases 7 to 945 code for a protein of 312 amino acids. NCBI's taxonomy places the organism in Eukaryota, Metazoa, Chordata, Mammalia, Pilosa, Megalonychidae. The record is from RefSeq and is a predicted model, not a curated record. The transcript has a single exon.
GGAUAAAUGGAGACUGAAAACCAUACAACAGUGACAGAGUUCAUUAUUUUGGGUUUAACAGAUAAUCCUACACUAUGUGCCAUCUUCUUUGUAACUUUUUCAGCAGUUUAUAUAGUUACUGUAGUGGGCAACAUUAGCAUAAUCUUCUUAAUCCGAAGCAGCCCUCAGCUUCACACCCCAAUGUACCUUUUUCUCAGUCAUUUGGCUUUUGUGGACAUCGGGUAUUCCACGUCUGUUACACCUAUCAUGCUUAUGAGUUUCCUAAGGGAGAGGACUACUAUUCCUGUCAUUGGAUGCAUAGCCCAGCUUGGCUCUGAUGUUGCUUUUGGGACUACGGAGUGCUUCUUGCUGGCCACUAUGGCCUAUGAUCGCUAUGUAGCCAUCUGCUCUCCCUUGCUCUACUCCACCCAAAUGUCGUCAACAGUCUGCUUCCUCCUGUUGGGGGCUUCCUAUUUGGGUGGGUGCAUGAAUGCUUCAUCAUUUACUGGCUGUUUGAUGAACCUUUCCUUCUGUGGACCAAAUAAAAUCAACCAUUUUUUCUGUGACCUCUUCCCACUCCUGAAGCUUUCUUGUGGCCAUGUUUAUAUCGCUGAAAUAUCUCCUGCCAUCUCUUCUGGGUCGGUCCUUAUAAGCACACUGUUUACCAUAAUUGUGUCCUACAUCUACAUCCUCCACUCAAUCCUGAAUAUGCGAUCGACUGAAGGGAGGAACAAGGCCUUCUCUACCUGCACUUCCCACCUCACUGCAGUUACUUUGUUUUAUGGGACAGUUAUGUUUGUUUAUGUGAUGCCCAAGUCGAGCUAUUCAGCUAAUCAGGUCAAAGUGGCAUCUGUGAUAUACACAGUGGUGAUCCCCAUGUUGAACCCUCUCAUCUAUAGUCUGAGGAACAAGGAGGUGAAAGAGGCCAUGAGAAAAUUGAUGGUUAGAAAACACUGGUUUUCCUGA